Messenger RNA from Acipenser ruthenus (sterlet), 2505 nucleotides. It is a transcript of the gene ecd, whose product is annotated as ecdysoneless homolog (Drosophila). Gene Ontology annotation, cellular component: nucleus. Bases 226 to 2202 code for a protein of 658 amino acids. The transcript has 14 exons. The record is from RefSeq and is a predicted model, not a curated record. Lineage: Eukaryota; Metazoa; Chordata; Actinopteri; Acipenseriformes; Acipenseridae.
GGAUAUUGAUCGCGUCGUACCGAAGGGGAAGAUGGUUGAGGGAUGGACCGUGUCGUCAUGGAGACAAUGGAGAGAAAUGUGUGAAAUGCAGAAUUGUAUGUUCUUAUAACUGCUCACUUAUUAUCUACUGUUUUCUUUUCUCCCCUCCACAUAUUUUUUUGGAAGUCAAUUAGAAAAGGACAUUUGGUGUUUAAGGAUAGAUAAACCUUUCCAAAUACAGUAAUCAUGGACGCACUGAGGAGACCGAUGAUUGCUGAAGAUUCAGUCCAGUACAGUCUUUUUCUGGUACCGCCCGACCCCUCUGACACCAAGGAUCGAGAGAAAUGUCUGCAACAAUACAUUGAGAGGAUCCUGGCCCAGUUUGCCCCUCUUUUAACACAAUAUAUCUGGCAGAAUCAACCAUUUAGUAUUAAAUACGUGCCAGAGAAAGGUGUCGUGCCAGCCCAUAUCCGAGGCUGCACGAACUUCGGAGACAACGUGGAAGAUGAGUGGUUCAUUGUAUAUCUCAUACAGCAGAUCACAAAGGUGUUUCCAGAGCUGGCGGCUAGGAUUGAAGAUAAUGAUGGGGAAUUCCUUCUGAUCGAAGCAGCGGAGUGUCUUCCCAAAUGGCUGAACCCAGACAGCAGUACGAACAGGGUGUUUUUCUUCCAAGGUGAGUUUCACAUCAUCCCUGUUCCUCGGAACCCUGCAGAAACGCCAUGGUUACCUAAAGGCACACUCGCAAUCCCCCAGGCUGUAAACCUGCUCUCCACACACCCAGAGACCUGCCUGGCAGCUGAGCCCAUCCGCAAAGCAUUGGGCAAACGACUGAAAGGGUACCCCCUGAAGAUCCAGUCUAACCUGCACCGUGCUCACUGCUACAUUCCGGCAGGCAUUGCGGCAACGCUGAAGCUUCGGCCCGACCUCGUCGCCCCCGCUGUGCUCGCUUUCUACCUGCGCGACCCCAUCGACCUGCAAGCCUGCCGAACUUUUUCCACCUUCCCUCCGGAGACACGCGUCAUGGCAUCGGUGACUUUCACCAGAUGCCUCUACGCCCAGCUGCUGCAGCAGAGGUUCUCUGCAGAUCGCCGCAGUGGGUUCACGCUGCCUCCCCGCUCACAUCCCAAGUUCAAAGCACAUGAACUCGGAAUUAAGCUGGCCCAUGGGUUUGAGAUCAUGUGCUCUAAAUGCACAAAACGAUCGUCUGAGCCAGGCACCCCCGUGUGCAAUAAUCCCCUUUGGAAAGGAUUUCUUAACAGCCUCAAGAAAAACGACUAUUUUAAAGGUGAACUUGAGGGGUCUGCCCGCUAUAAAGAACUAUUGAGAAUGGCAGAGAGUUUCUUUCAGCAGUCUGCAGCCAUAACACAAAGUUCCAGUGCUUUAUUGCCUGGGGAGGAGGUUCUGCAGCUGCUGGAGAGCACCCCCUACAGUCUGGAGGAACUGAAAAAGGAGGAGUCAAAUCUGCCAGCUGAGGACAGUGAGCGCUGGCUGGAGAUGACUCCAGAAGAGCUGGAACAGCUGCUAGAGGAGGCGACAGGCCGGGGAAUUCAGAGCGCAGCCCAUGGGGGUGCGGAGGGAGAGGAGAAGGAGGAGGAAGAGGAGGAGGAGAGCUACAGCCUGUCUGCAGUCACGCACAGCAUGAAGGCCUUCAUCAACAAGGUCUCCACACAUGAGGGAGCUGAACUGCCCUGGUCGUCUUCUGGUUCCCAAAUCAAGUUUGAUGUAAACUCUAUGGCCAGUGCUUUUGAAAAAAUACUAGGGGGGCCUUCAAGUGCCCCUGAUGAAGAGCUGGACUCUGAUGACCUUGAGGAUGAUGAUGAUGAUAUAGACUAUGAUGACGAAGAUCUCCUGGGCAGUGAUGAUGAACCAGGGGGUGACAGCAACUCGGGGGCCCUGGGCAACCUAAGAGCCUACAUGGCAGAGAUGGACAGAGAGCUGGCUGGCACUAACAUCGGGAAGAGCUUCAGCACACACAGCAAAGCGGAUGCUGGAGCGGCUGACUUGUCCAGGGGAUCAGGCCAUGAUGACAAGGGCGAUGAAGAUGGGGAUGAUAAUAAUGAAGACCUCCAGGCGGCAGGGGGUGCUGUUCCACUUGACCUGGAUUUCAAUCUGGUUUCAAACCUGCUGGAAUCUUUCAGCUGUCAAGAAGGACUGGCCGGUCCUGCCUCCAACAUCCUCCACAGCAUGGGGGUUCGUCUGCCACACAACACUGACAAGAGCUAGUGUUUCCAUGCCAGAGCCUUUACAUACAUACCUGCCUAGGUUGCACUGUCUGAAACAACUACCUAUUCUGACCAAUCACAAAUGGACAAAUCAGAAGCCCCUGGACAAAGAUGGCUACAGGAAUAUGAGUUCCUGUCUCAUAUUGGUUCAUAUUAGGCUACACCACCUCCUAAUAGUUAUUGGUUAUUUAAUAUUUUUCAAAUCCUGCUGAUGUAUUAAAGACAGUUUGAUAUACGUGGUAAACUAUCAUUGUUUGAAAAAAAUAAAAUGCAUUUAAAAAUUCAAUAAAAAAAUCAAUAUACA